UCGUGGACGGGAAAAAAUUUUGCGCAUGAGCUGCCCACUAGUGGUCACGCUUUGUACAAAAGUGAAAGUAGCUGCUGCUUGCGUAUCUGUGGACACGUGCUAUCCAUGAUUAUUGCACGCGCUGUCCAGGACUGCACAGUCCAUGCCCAGCUGUGGUUAGCUGCCGUCAAAUCAUGUCAAGAUUCUACAAAAUGCCUUCGAAAUAAUCCGGCAAAAUAUAAAGAUAACUAUCCACUACGGAGAUUAUUACCCGGUCAAAUAAUGUCUUUAGAUGAACAAUGCCAAAAAAUGGGAUACCAUCAAUGUGAAUUAAUAAGGACAACUUGUUUAGACUUAUACUGCAGCAUAACAAAUAAGUAUGGACAAUUGAGCUAUUCUACAUAUAAUAUACCUCCAGCAGAGGGAUCUUAUUGUGCUCCUGGCAAGUACUGUAUAGCAGGACGAUGUGAAUUUAAAGUGUAAAAGAAAAAAGCAAAGGGAUAAAUAUGGACGCAAAGUGUUUUAUUAAAUUAUGUACAUCCGUGUAAAGACGUUUAUUACAAAAAAGGAUAGAAAUUCGUGUAAUAAUCACCAUACGCAAGAACUUUUCGAAUGAGAAUAUAUUAGAAGCAUAAGGGCACUGUCUUGCAAAAUUGUUGAUAUUUCAUUAACUAAUUAUGAUAAAACAUUGAUAAAUUGUUAGAAAGUGUGAGGUUAGAAAUGACAUCACCGUUUGAAUUUUUCAAUAACUUCUAUUUAUUUUAACAAACAGUUGUUUUCGUUUUUCAUCGACUUUACAUACAUGAAAAUACUAAGAGCAUUUUGCAAAUGGUUUUAGAGCAUACCUGAUGAUAAUUUGUUUAAAAAUUUAAUUAAAUUUUUUUGUUUUGUUUUAUUUUUUAAAAUAAAAAGUUUUUUGGCUAAA
Molecule: messenger RNA, 904 nt
Organism: Leptopilina boulardi
Lineage: Eukaryota; Metazoa; Arthropoda; Insecta; Hymenoptera; Figitidae
Product: A disintegrin and metalloproteinase with thrombospondin motifs 2-like
Exons: 5
Coding region: 106-462 (118 amino acids)
Source: RefSeq, a predicted model, not a curated record